Molecule: messenger RNA, 177 nt
Organism: Colletotrichum costaricense
Lineage: Eukaryota; Fungi; Ascomycota; Sordariomycetes; Glomerellales; Glomerellaceae
Exons: 1
Source: RefSeq, a predicted model, not a curated record
AUCACAAAAGGAGAGAGAAAGGUGCAAAAAGGGCAAAAAGGGCAAAAAAGGGCCCAGCGAGGAGUCGAACUCAAGGGGUCGAGGUCCGUCUCAACAGAGACAUGUGGAAAUCCCACGACACCAGCUGAGUGUUCCGCUGGGCCAAGGCGCCCAAGCAGGCGCCUUCUACUUGUGUGA